AUGGCGGAUUCAGGAAAAGCGUUUGACAUCACCUACGUGCGUCUCAAGUUCUACACCAGCCGCCCGGAGAGCUUUGCCAUUUACAAGCGCACGCGGGAAGACGGGCCCUGGGUCCCCUACCAGUACUACAGCGGCUCCUGCGAGAACACCUACCUGAAGGCAAACCGUGGCUUCAUCCGGACGGGAGAGGAUGAGCAGCAGGCCUUGUGCACCGACGAAUUCAGUGACAUCUCUCCUCUCACGGGGGGAAACGUGGCCUUUUCGACCCUAGAAGGAAGACCCAGCGCCUACAAUUUUGACCAUAGCCCCGUGCUGCAGGAAUGGGUAACCGCCACUGACAUCAGAGUCACACUCAGCCGCCUCAACACAUUUGGAGACGAAGUGUUCAAUGACCCCAAAGUCCUCAAGUCCUAUUACUAUGCCAUCUCUGAUUUCGCUGUGGGCGGCCGGUGUAAGUGCAACGGCCAUGCGAGCGAGUGUGGGAAGAAUGAGCUGGGCCAGCUGGUGUGCCACUGCAAACACAACACCUAUGGCGUAGACUGUGAAAAGUGCCUUCCCUUCUUCAACGACCGGCCGUGGAGGAGAGCGACUGCCGAGAGCGCCAGCGAGUGCCUGCCCUGUGACUGCAAUGGCCGCUCCCAGGAAUGCUCCUUUGACCCUGAACUGUACCGUUCCACGGGCCACGGCGGCCACUGUACCAACUGCCAGGACAACACGGAUGGCGCCAACUGUGAGAGGUGCCGGGAGAACUUCUUCCGCCUGGGGAACAAGGAGGCCUGCUCGCCAUGCCACUGUAGUCCCGUUGGCUCUCUCAGCACUCAGUGUGACAGCUAUGGAAGAUGCAGCUGUAAACCAGGGGUGAUGGGAGACAAGUGUGACCGGUGCCAGCCUGGAUUCCAUUCUCUCACCGAGGCAGGAUGCAGGCCGUGCUCCUGUGACCCUUCGGGCAGCAUCGAUGAAUGCAACGUUGAAACAGGGAGGUGUGUCUGCAAAGACAACGUGGAAGGCUUCAGCUGUGAGAGAUGCAAACCUGGGUUUUUCAACCUGGAACCCUCUAACCCGAAGGGUUGCACACCCUGCUUCUGCUUCGGGCAUUCUUCCGUCUGCACCAGUGCCGUGGGCUACAGUGCUUACCCGAUCACUUCCACCUUUCAGAUUGAUGAGGACGGCUGGCGUGCGGAGCAGAGGGACGGCUCUGAAGCAUCACUUGAGUGGUCCUCGGAGAGGGGAGAUAUUUCCGUCAUCUCUGAUAGCUACUUUCCUAGGUAUUUCAUUGCUCCUGCAAAGUUCUUGGGCAAGCAGAUGCUGAGUUAUGGCCAGAACCUCUCCUUCUCCUUCCGAGUGGACAGGCCCGAUACUCGCCUCUCUGCAGAAGACCUGGUGCUCGAGGGGGCCGGCCUCCGCGUGUCGGUGCCCUUGAUUGCGCAGGGCAACUCCUACCCGAGUGAGACCACUGUGAAAUACGUCUUCAGGAUCCACGAAGCCACAGACUACCCUUGGAGACCUACCCUGACUCCUUUUGAAUUUCAGAAACUCCUCAACAACUUGACGUCUAUCAAGAUCCGUGGGACAUACAGUGAGAGAAGUGCCGGGUACUUGGAUGAUGUCACCCUACUGAGCGCUCGUCCUGGGCCAGGGGUCCCUGCCAUGUGGGUGGAGUCCUGCACCUGCCCUGUGGGAUACGGAGGUCAGUUCUGUGAAAUGUGCCUCCCAGGCUACAGACGAGAAACACCAAGCCUUGGACCCUACAGUCCCUGUGUGCUCUGCACCUGCAACGGACACAGCGAGACCUGUGACCCUGAGUCAGGCAUUUGCAACUGCCGAGACAAUACUGCUGGCCCCCAGUGUGAAAAGUGUAGCGAUGGGUACUACGGAGAUUCCACAGUGGGCACCUCCUCUGAUUGCCAGCCCUGUCCCUGCCCUGGGGGCUCAAGUUGUGCUGUCGUCCCCAAGACGAAGGAGGUGGUGUGCACCAACUGCCCUACAGGCACCACUGGCAAGAGGUGUGAGCUCUGUGAUGACGGCUACUUUGGAGACCCCCUGGGCAGAAACGGCCCCGUGAGGCUGUGCCGCCUGUGCCAGUGCAAUGACAACAUCGACCCCAAUGCAGUUGGAAAUUGCGAUCGCCUGACGGGGGAAUGCCUGAAGUGCAUCUACAACACGGCCGGCUUCUACUGCGACCGCUGCAGAAAGGGCUUCUUCGGAAACCCCCUGGCCCCCACCCCAGCAGAGAAGUGUAAAGCCUGUGCGUGCAACCCCUAUGGCACCAUGAGGCAGCAGAGUGACUGUAACCCCGUGACCGGGCAGUGCGAGUGCCUGCCUCACGUGACAGGCAGGGACUGCAGUGCCUGUGACCCUGGAUUCUAUAACCUGCAGAGCGGGCAGGGCUGCGAGAGGUGUGACUGCCAUGCUUUGGGUUCUACGAACGGUCAGUGUGACAUUGUCACUGGGCAGUGUGAGUGCCAGCCAGGCAUCACGGGCCAGCGCUGUGAGCGAUGUGAGGUCAACCACUUUGGCUUCGGACCUGAAGGCUGCAAACGCCCUAAGGUUGCUGACCACCGGGCGAAACUCCAAGAGCUGGAGCGCCUCAUCGCCGACCUCGGAACUGGGGAUGAGACCGUGACAGACCAAGCCUUUGAAGAUCGCCUGAAGGAAGCCGAGAGAGAGGUGAUGGACCUUCUUCGGGAAGCCCAGGCUGUCAAAGAUGUAGACCAAAAUUUGAUGGAUCGCCUCCAGAGAGUGAAUAACAGUCUCUCUAGCCAAAUUAGCCGUUUGCAGAACAUCCGGAAGACCAUCCAAGAGACCGGGAAUUUAGCUGAACAAGCACGUGCCCGCGUGGAGAGCACCGAAAGGCUGGUGGAAAUCGCUUCCCGGGAACUGGAGAAGGCGAAAGUUGCCGUUGCCAAUGUGUCAAUUGCUCAACCGGACUCCACGGGGGACCCCAACAACAUGACGCUCUUGGCAGAAGAGGCACGGGAGCUUGCUGAACGCCACAAACAAGAAGCCGAGGACAUUGUGCGGGUGGCGAAGACGGCCAAUGACACAUCCACAGAGGCGUAUGAUCUGCUUCUGAAGACGCUGGCGGGGGAAAAGCAAACCGCGCUUGAGAUUGAGGAGCUGAACAGGAAAUAUGAGCAGGCAAAGAACAUCUCCCAGGAUCUGGAGAAGCAAGCCGCCCGGGUACACGACGAGGCCAAGAGGGCUGGGGACAAAGCUGUGGAGAUCUAUGCCAGCGUCGCUCAGCUGACCCCUGUGGACUCGGAGGCCCUGGAGAAGGAGGCCAGUAAAAUAAAGAAAGGAGCUGAGACCCUGGACCUUCUCGUUGACAAGAAGCUAAAAGACUACGAGGACCUCAGGGCAGACAUGAGAGGGAAGGAGCUUGAAGUGAAGAAGCUUCUGGAGAAAGGAAAGACUGAGCAGCAGACCGCUGACCAACUCCUGGCCCGAGCUGAUGCUGCCAAAGCUCUUGCUGAAGAAGCUGCCAAAAAGGGACGAAAUACCUUACAAGAAGCCAAUGAUAUCCUCAACAACCUGAAAGAUUUUGACCGGCGUGUGAACGAUAACAAGACUGCUGCCGAGGAGGCGCUGAGGAAGAUUCCUGCCAUCAACCAGACGAUCGUGGAAGCCAAUGAGAAGACAAGGGAAGCGCAGCUGGCUCUGGGCAACGCCGCUGCGGAUGCCACGGAGGCCAAGGACAAGGCCCACGAGGCCGAGAGGAUCGCCAGUGCCGUCCAAAAGAAUGCCACUAGCACCAGAGCAGAGGCGGAAAGGACUUUUGCCGAAGUGACUGAUCUGGACCAAGAGGUGCACGACAUGCUGAGACAGCUACAGGACGCAGAGGCGGAGCUGCAGCGGAAGCAGGACGACGCUGACCAGGAUAUGAUGAUGGCAGGCAUGGCAUCUCAGGCUGCUCAGGAAGCAGAAAUCAAUGCCCGGAAAGCCAAGAACUCCGUCAACAGCCUCCUGGCCAUUAUUAAUGAGCUCGUCGGGCAGCUGGGGCAGCUGGACACGGUGGACCUGAACAAGCUCAAUGAGAUCGAAGGCGCCCUCAACAAAGCCAGAGAUGAGAUGGAGGUCAGUGACCUCGACAGGAAGGUGUCCAACCUGGAGAUGGAAGCCAGGAAGCAGGAGGCUGCCAUCACGGACUACAACCGCGACAUCGAGGAGAUCCUGAAGGACAUCCGCAACCUGGAGGACAUCAAGAAGACCUUACCGUCCGGCUGCUUCAACACCCCAUCCAUUGAGAAGCCUUAGCGUCUUCCUUCAGGAGCUGGAAGGCAGCCCCCUUCCCCCUUGACAGCGGGGGCACUUGUGAGGCCACCGAGUUGCCUUAACACAAAGAUGACAUUAUUUUUCAGACCCCCCCCCCCACUUCUUUGCGGCUCUCCAUCACUGUCUUUUUGAACUAGGAAAAGUCACAAAGUUUAAAGAGAAGCAAAUUAAACAUCCUCAAUUGGGAACAAAGGGUUUUAUCUAGCAAAGUCUCUCCUUCUCCAGAAUCCCUCUAACAUACACACACUUAGCCUUCUGGAUGGGCCUACGAUGUGGUACCUUCCCCUACUGUCCGGUGGUGUAGACCCCUGCAUGGACCCUCACGUGCCUGGGCAGAGCAAAGCCCCCCCGCCCCCUCUGACACCAGCAGAACCUCCACAGUCUCAGCACUCUUGUUUCUAUGAAGGAAAAGCUUGGCUACUCGUAGCAUUGUGCUGGCCAGUGUACCCCAAAAGAUAGAGAAAGAAACACAUCUGCCUCUCUCCUUCUGUUGAACAAAAGGAAAUAACUGUCCUGUGCCAAAGGUGUUUGUUAGUGAGGAUUUCCGUAGCCAUCUGUCAGUUGUUAUCGCUGCUGUGUGCAGGGUACUGAGCCAUCCUUGGGUAAGGGUGCAGUUAUUACUCAUGACGGUCUCUAAGGGAAUGUGAGACGAUCGAAGUAGGCUAAAGAUUUUUAUUUUCUCCUGUGUUAGUUCUUGACUUAGGAAGAUGAACUUUUUUCCUUUUUUUCAGGCAGCUGAUAACUUAUGUCUGGAAGGACAGCUUACACUCACCGGUAGACCAAUGAGCGUCUUUUAGGUUCCUUUAAAGGGAGUUGAAAGAGAAGAGAUAGGCCUGUGAUAACCACUAAAGUCUUUCUCAAAAUCAAACUAGUUUCUUGGAGCUUUUAGAAAAGUUUUGGGUUUUGUUUUUCAGUAUGCCCAGAGAGCUAGUACUCUCUGGAAGAGAACAAUUGGUGCCUUAAGGUCUUGACAAAACCCAACACACUGCCUUGUCCUGGCCUCUUCCUGCGAAGGAGUAGCCCGGGGAUCCGACUCGCAUCGUCGGGGUCCUCUGUGUCCGUUUUUCUUCUUUGUGGGGAUGACCCGCUUUCUCAAUGAUGCUCCCAUCUUCUAGAAUCCCAUCGCAGCACAGUGCUGACUGUCCGAUCCUGGGGGCAAGUCCCUUGUACUCAGCAUUUCAUGCCGCUGCCCAACACCUACCAUCUAGUCCUACACCUGGUGAUUUAAACCCCCUCUCAACCUUCUCUCUCUGGAUGCAGAGAGAAGACCUUUAGAUGGAGUUUCCUAGUGGGCUUCUCAACUUCUGAGCCCCCGCUCUGUGAUGUUCAGGUCACAGUGUGACAAUUCCCUCCCUCCCCCCUUCCACCAUCCCUCCUUUGAGAUUCAUAUAUAGCCUUUAACACUAUGCAACUUUGUACUUUGCGUAGCGGGAGGGGGGGGAAGAAAACUAUUAUCUGACACACUGGUGCUAUUAAUUAUUUCAAAUUUAUAUUUUUGUGUGAAUGUGGUAUUUUUUUUGUUGUUUAUCAUGAUUAUAGAGUAAGGAGUUUAUGUAAAUAGACUUGGCCCUAUUUCUAGAAUGGCACUGUCUGCUCACUUCUCGGCCUCAGUUUCCCUCUUCCCUGGUGCAACACAUUUUCAUCCCUCCUGCCUUUCUUCCUCCGGGGGGUGUUGGUCCCCCAUCACUUGGCUCUUCGCCUCGUGUUUGCAGCAUCUCCAUUCUCUGAUCUUAACCUCAGCCUGCUAGCCUCUCCAGGCAGCCGCCAGCCAGAGGGCCCAUUGUACUUCUGCUGGCCCACACGGCAGCACAGCAUUGUCUUUGAUGCCUGGCCCGGAGCAGGAAAGCUGUCCAGGCUGAAUAUGGUGAAUUUAGGAAGUCCUGAUGGGUAGGACUGUGGUGCUAGGCUGGAGUGAGUUAGAAAUGCCCUUUCUGGAGAUGUUUUGAGCCCUGUCGGGUCAGUUUUAUAAAGGAAUGCAUGGGUACUGAGCAUUUGUGGGGCAUCGGGGACCAUGCUGCAGGGAGGCAGACUGACAGGGAGAGAGAGGCCUUGUCCUGGCCUCCUCCUGCAACGGAGUAGCCUGGGGAUCUGACUUGCGUCUGUCUCCUUGGGGCAUGCCAGAGUAUACCAAAGACCCUCCUCACGUGGAGUAGCCCCCAGCCUUGACUUUUCUCCUGGGUCCUCUUAUAUUGCUCCUGGAGGCCUGGCUUGUCACAUUUUCACGUCAGCCUUUCCUGGCCAGUCCCUCCCGUCACAUGGCCCCAUCCCAACAUCCACCAUCUGGUCAAGACUGCAGAACAGGAUCGAAGACCACGGGCCAAGGCCAUUUUCCACCGAGCCUAGGAGUCCUGUUCACUCCAGCCAGUCUUUGGAGCGCUGGGACGUGGUUUUGUUUUCUGCUGUCCAUCCGUGUGGUCUGUGUUCCCACAGGGUUUUGUGUGUAAAAGAACAAUUCUUCAGGAGACGUUCAGGCCACCCCUGCAGUCCAGCCAGUCUCCUGUGGAAGUCGUGUAGAACACCGAGAGGAAGGUGCUGCAGGACGCCCGGUGCCCUGGGGACUGGGGGGUGCCUCCCCUGGGGACUGCCUUAUCGAAUCGCAGCUGUGGCCCUUGACCUGUGCCUUCGCCUGAGCGGUUUGCCUUAAUCUCUACAGCCUUGUUCUCCGGGGUGCUGAAUCAGAUGCAACACUUGGCAUUUUUUAUGUUUAAAAGAACAAAAAACAGUAUUUUAUUUAUAAUAAAAUCUGAAUAUUUGUAACCCUUUA
This is a messenger RNA of Echinops telfairi (small Madagascar hedgehog), 7036 nucleotides long. It is a transcript of the gene LAMC1, whose product is annotated as laminin subunit gamma 1. Gene Ontology annotation, molecular function: extracellular matrix structural constituent. The transcript is spliced from 28 exons. The coding region runs from base 1 to 4254 and encodes 1417 amino acids. The record is from RefSeq and is a predicted model, not a curated record. Lineage: Eukaryota; Metazoa; Chordata; Mammalia; Afrosoricida; Tenrecidae.